This is a messenger RNA of Nicotiana tabacum (common tobacco), 1279 nucleotides long. Its product is annotated as ataxin-3 homolog. Gene Ontology annotation, molecular function: cysteine-type deubiquitinase activity. Gene Ontology annotation, cellular component: nucleus. NCBI's taxonomy places the organism in Eukaryota, Viridiplantae, Streptophyta, Magnoliopsida, Solanales, Solanaceae. The record is from RefSeq and is a predicted model, not a curated record. Gene Ontology annotation, biological process: protein deubiquitination.
AGGAAGAAGGAUAAAGAAGCGACCAAACUCUGUUUCUGCACCCUCAAGUCUAACCUGUUCUACCUUCCAAAUUAACUGAACUUCACAUUCACAUCUCUCACCCAGACUAUAUUUUGAUAAUAAAAAAAUAAAAGGCGUGUUCUGAUCGAAAAGCUAGGGUUUUUUUGCUUUGGCUUCGUGAUAAGGCAAAGAAAGUUGAAGGGAAAAUGGAAGGUGUGAGCAAUGGAGGGAUGUUGUACCAUGAGGUACAAGAAUCUAAGCUUUGCGCAGUGCAUUGUGUGAACACCGUUUUACAAGGGCCGUUCUUCUCAGAGUUCGAUUUGGCGGCGGUGGCUUCCGAUCUGGACCGUGCGGAGCGGCAGAUGAUGGUACAAGGUGGCGGCGACUUUGUUCCGGAACAGUCUCAUAAUGUUUCCCUCGACGGCGAUUUCAGCAUCCAGGUUUUGCAAAAGGCACUGGAGGUGUGGGAUCUGCAAAUCAUUCCACUGGACAGCCCAGUUGCUGAGCCGGCUCAGAUUGAUCCAGAACUGGAAAGUGCAUUUAUCUGUCACUUGCAGGACCAUUGGUUCUGUAUCAGGAAAGUAAAUGGGGAGUGGUACAACUUUGACAGUCUUAAGGCUGCGCCUGAGCACCUUUCCAAAUUUUACCUUUCAGCCUAUUUAGACUCUUUGAAAGGGUUUGGCUGGAGCAUUUUUCUGGUGAAGGGAAAUUUUCCCAAGGAAUGUCCGAUCAGUUCUUCUGAAGCUUCUAAUGGAUAUGGACAAUGGCUGUUACCAGAAGAUGCAGAGAGGAUUACCAAGUCCUGCAACGCAGCACAGAGAACUGGUGGCAGAAGUGGUCAAACUUCGUGGCCUUCUGACCCAUACCGCCAGUAUGAGGAAGAUGGAAUGCUUUUAGAUCAAGAAGAUGAGGAUCUGAAAGCUGCAAUUGCUGCCAGCUUGAUGGAUUCUUCCCCCGCUGUCAGCAGCAAACCUGACACCUCGGAAAAUGAAAAUAAGGACAAAAGUGCAGCUAAUGCAUGACAAGGAAAUAUUUUACAGUGUUUUAAGCCGAAAAAACUUAUGAACAGUUUUUAUUCAAAAUUGUAUCCAGUGUUGGAUACUAGUUCAUAAUCUGCAGCCUAAACAGUGAUGUUUUUACUUAUUUAAAAAGAAAAAUACACAGUGAUGUUGUUUGUUGGCUGAGACCAAGAUGGAGCUAUACAAAUUUGAAAACAAAAAUGGAAAACCUAUAUCUUCCUGGACUUUGUACUUUGUAGCUAUUUAGUUCCUCCAUUCAA